This is a messenger RNA of Ceratina calcarata, 1069 nucleotides long. It is a transcript of the gene Rpb5, whose product is annotated as DNA-directed RNA polymerases I, II, and III subunit Rpb5. Lineage: Eukaryota; Metazoa; Arthropoda; Insecta; Hymenoptera; Apidae. The transcript is spliced from 2 exons. The record is from RefSeq and is a predicted model, not a curated record. The coding region runs from base 356 to 988 and encodes 210 amino acids. Gene Ontology annotation, biological process: tRNA transcription by RNA polymerase III; transcription by RNA polymerase II; transcription elongation by RNA polymerase I. Gene Ontology annotation, molecular function: DNA binding. Gene Ontology annotation, cellular component: RNA polymerase II, core complex; RNA polymerase III complex; RNA polymerase I complex.
UACUGCUAAUUUAAUUGCCCGCAUUUAAUUUUAAAAGUUGCUUCGAUUAUAUACAUAGAAAAUAUAAGGGAAACAAGAAGAUUUAGGUAAGCACAGAAUUGUAUCUCCUCCGGUAUUGUCAGUGACAAUUUGUCACUCCUCGUGUUGCUUACGCGGUCAGUGCUGUAGUGUAUGUAUGUGGAAGGGGUGUCGUUGUUCAUUCAUGCGAUAUAGCGUACGAAGUUGUGUUUACGAAAAGAAGUCGCACGCCGUGUGGACUGUGGAGCUAUCGCUUAACAGAAAUUAUAAGAAAGCGACAAAUAUAAGAGGAAUUUAACAAACUUUGACUCGCAUUUAAUUCGUAUAUUCACGAGAAAUGGAUGACGAAGCGGAAACGUAUAAAUUGUGGCGAAUAAGAAAAACGGUGAUGCAAUUGUGUCACGAUCGAGGUUAUCUCGUCACACAAGACGAAUUGGAUCAAACGUUGGAGCAAUUCAAGGAACAAUUCGGUGAUAAACCGAGCGAAAAGAGACCGGCUCGUGGUGAUCUUAUAGUUUUAGUCGCCCACAAUGAUGAUCCAACAGAUCAGCUCUUCGUAUUUUUUCCGGAUGAACCGAAAAUUGGUAUCAAAACCAUCAAGACGUACUGUCAGCGUAUGCAAGAAGAAAAAAUUCAUAGGGCAAUCAUCGUUGUACAGCAGGGAAUGACACCAUCAGCUAAACAGUCACUAGUAGAUAUGGCACCAAAAUAUAUUUUAGAACAGUUUCUGGAAUCUGAAUUGCUUAUCAACAUCACGGAGCAUGAAUUGGUACCUGAGCAUAUUGUGCUGACUCCUGAUGAGAAAGAAGAAUUACUUACCAGGUACAAAUUAAAAGAGAAUCAAUUAAUGCGUAUACAAGCUGGCGAUCCAGUUGCACGGUAUUUCGGUUUGAAACGUGGUCAAGUAGUAAAAAUUAUUAGACCCUCUGAAACUGCUGGAAGAUACAUCUCUUACAGGCUUGUUUGUUGAUGUAAGUUUUCAUAUCAUUGACCCUGCUCCAAAAAUUGUGCUAUACGUUAUUCUAGAAAUAAAGUAUUUACGUAAUUUUUA